Messenger RNA from Ramularia collo-cygni, 600 nucleotides. RefSeq names its product related to prefoldin subunit 3. The record is from RefSeq and is a predicted model, not a curated record. The coding region runs from base 1 to 600 and encodes 199 amino acids. The transcript has 6 exons. Gene Ontology annotation, molecular function: tubulin binding. Gene Ontology annotation, biological process: tubulin complex assembly; microtubule-based process; protein folding. Gene Ontology annotation, cellular component: cytoplasm; prefoldin complex. NCBI's taxonomy places the organism in Eukaryota, Fungi, Ascomycota, Dothideomycetes, Mycosphaerellales, Mycosphaerellaceae.
AUGACGAGCCUAGAAAAGAGCGGCAGCAAAGACGCGCCGACCAACCCCAGAGGGAUCCCGUAUGCACCUUUCGUGGACAAGGUCGAGGACUAUGUCACGACGCGAGCCGACGUCGAAGGUGCCCUGAAGAGUUUCCAGGAGAUGAUUUCAAAAUAUCAGUUCAUGGAAGCCAAUAACCAACGGCGAGUUGUGGGCCUCAAGGACAAGAUUCCUGAUAUUCAGAAAACGCUCGAGACUGUGCGAUUUCUUAAGACGAGAAAAGCCGACGCAGAGCCCAUUGAAGCCAUGUUCGAACUCAAUGACACGCUCUUCGCCAAAGCAAAUAUCCAUGAGACAGAUGAGGUCUACCUUUGGCUUGGUGCCAAUGUGAUGCUUGCCUAUCCUCUGCCCGAAGCAGAGGCUCUACUGGAUGAGAAGCUUCAGGUAGCUCAGGGAAGCCUUGCAAACUGCCAAGAAGAUCUUGACUUUCUCAGAGAGCAGAUCACAACAAUGGAGGUUGCGACCGCCAGAGUCUACAAUUGGGAUGUGGGUCAGCGCCGGAAAGAGAAACCAGAUGAGAAAGAUGCCGAAGAUGAGUCCAAGGAGAUUUCGCAAGAUUGA